This is a messenger RNA of Phragmites australis (common reed), 580 nucleotides long. Its product is annotated as pathogenesis-related protein PRB1-2-like. The record is from RefSeq and is a predicted model, not a curated record. The coding region runs from base 54 to 569 and encodes 171 amino acids. Lineage: Eukaryota; Viridiplantae; Streptophyta; Magnoliopsida; Poales; Poaceae. The transcript has a single exon. Gene Ontology annotation, cellular component: extracellular region.
UCACACACAUUCAGAUAGUGUACAAGUGCAAAUAUUACCAAAGCUUGACAACAAUGGAGGCAGUCUCAUCGAAGAUGGCGUGGCUCGCUCUUGCGUUCGCCGUGGCGGCUGCGGCCUCCGUCACGCCGCCGUGCGCGGCCCAGAACUCGCCGCAGGACUUCGUGAACCAGCACAACACGCCGCGCGCGAACGUGAGCGUCGGGCCGGUGUCGUGGAGCGACACGGUGGCGGCCUACGCGCAGGGCUACGCGGCGCAGCGCGCGGGCGACUGCAAGCUGGUGCACUCGGGCGGGCCGUACGGGGAGAACCUCUUCUGGGGCUCCGCCGGCUACGCCUGGGCGGCGGCGGACGCCGUAGGCUCGUGGGUGGCGGAGAAGCAGUACUACAACUACGGCACCAACACCUGCUCGGCGCCCGCGGGGAGGACGUGCGGGCACUACACGCAGGUGGUGUGGCGCACGUCCACCGCCGUCGGGUGCGCCCGCGUCGUCUGCAGCAACAACGGCGGCGUCUUCAUCAUCUGCAACUACUACACGCCGGGAAACGUGAUCGGACAGAGCCCUUACUAGCGAGCUACGCU